Messenger RNA from Linum trigynum, 3539 nucleotides. The record is from the annotation of a GenBank genome assembly. Lineage: Eukaryota; Viridiplantae; Streptophyta; Magnoliopsida; Malpighiales; Linaceae.
CGUAAAUAUGCAUUUUACUCACUGAUGGAUUGCAUCUGCGAGCGACACGUCAAAGAUCAGCCUUCUUCAAUGGGUCUCCGUCUCACUAACCCCGUCAGAAAAAUUUGUUCUUUUUUAUUUCUUGUUUACGAGAAAACAGAAAUUACUUCUCCCGGAUUUUCUUACCGCGGAUUUUUCCUUUCCUAGAUUUCCCCUCCUUCAUUUCUUUCCCAGAUCUGGGGAACGCGUGAUUUGCUUCGUGAUUGAAGGAGGGAAGUGGGGGUGAAAUCAGGAAAUUAGUAGCCCACUUCCCCGACGAAUUUGGAAACGGUUUGAUUGUUUUCAGUCCAGAGGGGGAAAAUGGGAAUGCAAGGAGAAGAAAAUGGGAAUGGAGACGGCGGCAGCAAUGUAAGUAUCAAGUACUCGAGGAUAGACUACGCCGGCAGCGAGGCGGAUACACCGUCGUCGGUGCAAGCAAGUGCCGUGAAGAAAUAUGAUACGAGGAAAUACGUGUUUGCCUGCGCCAUCUUCGCCUCUCUCAAUUCCGUGCUCAUGGGUUAUGAUGUGGGUGUAAUGAGUGGAGCAGUGAUCUUCAUCCAACAAGACCUCAAGAUUUCGGAAACUGAAGAGGAAGUCCUGGUGGGAAUCUUAAGCAUAGUCUCCCUAUUCGGGAGCUUAAUCGGAGGCAAAACAUCGGACAUCAUAGGCCGAAAAUGGACUAUAGCAUUAUCAGCCGUCAUCUUCCAAUCAGGAAGUGCUAUCAUGGCUCUUGCACCUUCCUUCAGGGUUUUGAUGAUAGGCAGGCUGAUAGCUGGAGUAGGAAUAGGGUUUGGAGUGGCGAUUGCACCGGUGUAUAUAGUAGAAAUCGCGCCUUCAGUUGCCAGAGGCUCCCUAACCUCAUUCCCUGAGAUUUUUGUGAACUUUGGUAUACUCUUAGGAUACAUUUCAAACUAUGCAUUCUCGGACCUCUCGGUCCACAUGAGUUGGAGGGUCAUGCUUGGUGUAGGGAUCUUGCCUUCUAUCUUCAUGGGUUUUGCACUGUUCGUGAUCCCUGAAUCACCUAGAUGGCUAGCAAUGAAGAAUCGGAUCGACGAGGCAAGAUUGGUGCUUUCCAAGACCAAUGAAAGUGAGCAAGAAGUGGAAGAGAGGUUAGCUGAAAUUCAAGUAGCUGCAGAGGAAGCCAAUGCUGAGAGAUAUGACAAAAAAGAAGUGUGGUUUGAAAUUCUAAACCCAUCUCCAGCAGCCAAGCGAAUGUUAAUCACUGGCUGCGGAAUCCAAUGCUUUCAGCAGAUCACUGGUAUAGAAGCUACAGUUUACUACAGCCCAACAAUCUUCAAGCAUGCUGGAAUCCAAGGGAAUGCUCAGGUUCUCGCUGCAACAGUUGCCGUGGGGUUCACCAAAACUGUGUUUAUCUUGUUUGCCAUAUUCUUGAUUGAUAGACUAGGUAGAAAGCCAUUGCUUUACUUGAGCACAAUUGGGAUGACUAUGAGCUUGCUCUGUUUGAGCUUGACCUUAUCAUUCCUGAGCCAUAAUGGAGGGCUUGGGAUUAGCUUGUCAUUGUUAUCGGUCUGCGCCAAUGUGGCUUUCUUCUCGGUGGGGCUCGGUCCCAUUUGUUGGGUGCUUUCUUCGGAGAUAUUUCCGUUGAGGCUAAGGGCUCAGGCAUCUGCUCUUGGAGCCGUUGCUAGCAGGGUGAGCAGCGGUUUAGUCACGAUGACGUUUCUCUCGGUGUGUAGAGCCAUCACAGUUGGCGGGACGUUUUUUGUGUUCGCUGUGAUCUCUGCUCUAGCUGUUCUGUUUGUGUAUCGUUGUGUGCCCGAGACGAAAGGGAAGUCGUUGGAGCAGAUCGUGAUGCUGUUCGAGGAUGGUGGUGCGGAUGGGCAAAGGCGUGAAGUUGAAUUGGGAGAUGCAGAACGAUUAGUAGCGAAGGAAUGAUAUGUGGUUUGAUGAAUCUUGAUGAAGAGCUUGUGUGGUUGAUAUGUGAGGACUCUUAUAUACUUGUACAAGAAACAGAUAUAUAGAAUGUAGUGCAGCUCAGUUGUUCUUCGAUCCUUAGAGGUGUGGAUUCAAGCUUGAGUGGUAGAUGAACAGUGUGUUGGUGGAUGAGAAUGAGCCGAUCUUAUGAUGUAGAGACUAGAGAGAUGGAAAAGAAGAGUGGAUUAAGUGAGGGUGUGAUCAUGUACAAUAACCAACUCCCUUGCUCCUUUACAAUAUUUUUGUGCUGUAAUACUGAGGAACAUGUGUAGAAAUUUGCUUUAUACGAGAUGAAUCGACGAGUAAUGGUAGAACCUCAAUUCGUUAUGAAUUCCUACGUGUCAGUUCAAUAAUUGUAAGUUUUUUUUACCCUUAUAGAUGUGGAUUCAAGAUUCGAGUGUGAUAAUACGAUGAAUACUACCGUCGUAAGUUACUGCAAAAUUAACCCUACAGCCUAGUAAGUAGUAACUGUAGGUUGUUGAUUAAGUGACUAACCAACUCAUUAGAAACAAAGGGUUGGAGAUGAUAUCAUCCAUUUUUCAUGGUUGAACUUACCAUGAUCCCAUCGAGCAAAUAAAAAUACCAAAUAAUAAAAUGUGCCACUGAUCCAAAUUGAUGCAAAUACCAAAGGAGGCCAUUAGGUUUGUUACUUUGUUAGGCAGAUUGAGGCUGAUAUAAAUGUCCCUUAUUUAUGUUGUUGAAAGUCUUAUAAGUUUUUCUACAUGUUUAACGAGCUUUUUAUAUUUUUAUUUGGUUUCGAUUAAUUUCAUCCAAAAUAUUUGAAGUAUCAAGAAAGACCACCUCGGCUUAUUGAAGGAUGGCCAAACGGUGUAUAAAUUGUUAAACUCAAAUGUACUUUUUGAUUAUUUUCAUAUUCGAACGACUUUAUUAAGAGUUCUUAUUAACAGCCUGCAUGUUGGACACAAUAUGUGUUAGGUAACUCACAAAAAUGAGUUCUCAUCUUUCUCGUCUUGUCACUCAGCUCUUCCAAGUACACUAACAACAUUGGGAGGAUGCUCAUUUAUUGAUUAACCAACCACGGCUAACUAUAUUAAGUUUGAAAUUGAUGAUGUUUAAAAAAAAAGUUAUUAGCUUAUAUAGUAGCAUGAUUUCACCAUCCAAUCCACUAAUGCAAAGAUAAAGAAAAUGAAACACACAACAAAAUAGGGAAAAUCUCGAUCUUCCAACAAAAUGCGGUUGAUUGAAUUAUGAAACAUGAGACGGUCGUCUGCUAGUUCAAUCCACUCCAACCGAUGCCGUGAAAUUCUCUAUGUACGAGUACAAUAAUACUAAUCAAACCUAAAUACAUGAUCUACCAAAUUAGUAACAAAACAUAACAAAGAGAACAUAUAACAGAAAGAUACGAGCUAGAUGCCUCUAUAUCAUUAGCACAACAAAGUGAUUAAUUUGAUGGAAUGUGUUUUGCCUACUCUCACUUUAAUAUUUUUCGCUUUUGUGUUGAAGAGUAUUUCAUAACAUAUGUACAUAACUGUCUGUCUACCUCUAUAAGACACAUUUAUCGAUUACCAAUACAAAACGAAAAAAAAAAAACAAAGAACUCAUACUAAAAAUAAAACGAAACCUCUAGA